AUGUUUUUGAGGACAGGUGGUAAUAAUGGACUUGAGGACUAUUGUUUUGAGGGUGCAGAUGCAGAGACAAACUUUCGGUCACCACAGACCCAACACACACCACGAGCAUCAAACACGCCAUUGACGCUGCAUGGCUCUGCCUCAAGAGGUAUUUCAGGCGGUCACGACUGGAAUGCGUGUGAUUUUCAUGCCUCUUCGUUGCCCCUCAUCAGUUGUGAUGGGGAUAAGUUUGGGGAUCAAAAAAUCCACAACGCAUGUAUUCAUCUCUUGUGGUGGGAGAAUUUAGAUUGUCUGUGGGUCCAGUUCAAUGAUAUUCCCAAUGAAAAUCUUACACAUAUGUUUUCGUGUACAAAGUAUAUGUGGCAUUCACAAGAGAAUGAGAACAUAUUUGAUGCAUUCAAGUGUGUCCUCAAGGAUAGAUAUAGAGAUAGGAUGAAAGGUAUCAGGAGACAAUAUGCCAACAUGACAUCAAAAGAUGGGAAACCCCUCCACCCAAGGUUUUGUAGCUACUAUGAUCGGAUGCAUAUCUACCGCCACGAACGCGUACCAUAG
Molecule: messenger RNA, 552 nt
Organism: Lactuca saligna
Lineage: Eukaryota; Viridiplantae; Streptophyta; Magnoliopsida; Asterales; Asteraceae
Source: the annotation of a GenBank genome assembly